Protobothrops mucrosquamatus (brown spotted pit viper) is the source of this 1500-nucleotide messenger RNA. It is a transcript of the gene RELB, whose product is annotated as RELB proto-oncogene, NF-kB subunit. Gene Ontology annotation, molecular function: RNA polymerase II cis-regulatory region sequence-specific DNA binding; DNA-binding transcription factor activity, RNA polymerase II-specific. The transcript has 9 exons. Bases 55 to 1500 code for a protein of 481 amino acids. NCBI's taxonomy places the organism in Eukaryota, Metazoa, Chordata, Lepidosauria, Squamata, Viperidae. The record is from RefSeq and is a predicted model, not a curated record. Gene Ontology annotation, biological process: regulation of transcription by RNA polymerase II; cellular response to stress; innate immune response. Gene Ontology annotation, cellular component: cytoplasm.
CUGUCCCAGAGCCUCAAUAACUUGUCCUUGCGGUCCCAGCUGAUCUCAAGGGGGAUGCCCCCCCUGCCCCCUUCCCCCAGCCAGGACUUGGAUGCUCCUUGGCCAGAUCCCGGUCCUUCGGGGGGCCCCACGGGGGGCCCAGAGCCCCUGGAAGACGCCAUGCGGGACCCCCCCGAGCUGGUGAUCAUCGAGCAACCGAAGCAGCGAGGGAUGCGCUUCCGGUACCAGUGUGAAGGACGGUCCGCCGGGAGCAUUCUGGGCGAAGGGAGCAGCGAGACGAACAAAACGCUGCCCACCAUUGAGCUGCAGAACUUUGAGGGCAUCCCGGAAGUGAAAGUGACCGCUUGCUUGGUCUGGAAGGACUGGCCUUAUCGGAUCCACCCCCACAGCCUGGUAGGCAAGGACUGCAACAACGGGCUGUGCGAAGUGAUCCUGAAGCCUCGAAUCAAUGCCAGGCACAGCUUUAACAACCUCGGGAUCCAGUGUGUGAAGAAGAAAGACAUAGAGGAAGCCAUCGAGAAAAAGCUACAACUUGGAAUUGACCCUUUCAAAGCUGGUUCACUGAAGAAUCAUCAAGAGGUAGACAUGAACGUGGUCCGGAUCUGUUUCCAGGCCUCUUAUCAGGACUCCAUGGGGAAAACAUGGCAUCUGAAUCCUGUCCUCUCGGAAGCCAUCUUCGACAAAAAAUCCACAAACACAUCAGAACUCAAAAUCUACCGGAUGAACAAAGAACAGGGAAGCUGCACGGGUGGCGAGGAAUUUUAUUUGCUGUGUGACAAAGUCCAGAAAGAAGACAUCUCUGUCGUUUUCCGGAAAGACGCUUGGGAGGGCAGAGCUGAUUUUUCCCAAGCAGACGUCCAUCGGCAAAUUGCCAUCGUCUUCAAGACCCCCCCGUACCAACACCUCGACAUCCUGGAGCCCGUGGAAGUGGAGGUGUACCUGCGUCGCUUGACGGACAGUGUCUCCAGCGAACCAUUCCCUUUCACCUACCUGCCCAAAGACACAGAUACAUACCGGGUGAAUAAAAAACGGAAGCAAGGUAUGCCUGACGUCUUGGAAGAACUUUCUGGUCCAGAUCCUCAUGGGAUUGACGCAAAAAGGAAGAAGAAGAAGCCCGACUAUCUGGAUCACUUCAACUUGACUCCUUCAGUAGACUUCUCCCUGCCCUCUCCGGAAGACAGGGGUUUCCUGGCCAGCAUGGACCGCAUCACCCUGCCGGACCUGUUUGAGGAAUUUGGCCGGUUUUCCGGAUUUUCACCCUACGGCGGCCCCAGCUUGAGUGACGUGGUCCUGCCUUCCGCUACGAACUAUGCAGAACGAGCAGAGCAGGAAUUCUUGCUUGAUGCUUAUUCGGUCCACUCGGGCGUCACCGUCCCUCUGGCGCUGCCCGGAGACCCAGAGCCCGAAGGGGUGGCAACUUUGGUGGGGAGCAGCAUGUUCCCCAGUCAGUACAAAGAGGAUGAAGAAGAACUAGAAAUGGGGAACACCACAGCCGUGUGA